AUGCUGCAGAUUGGGCGGAGUUAUACCAGCCCCACUGGGCCCCCCAGAGGAGAUGUCCCUUUGGACAAAGCAAGGGCAAGGAAAACAGCAAACACCAUGAUGGGUGAGCUAAAGCAAGGCAACCUGGAGACCACACAAGGUAAGACAUCUCCAAUCAACCUUGCAGAUCAUCAGGGGGGAAAAGUAGAGAGUCAGCCUAGAUUUUACUUGUAUCUAUAUACCAGAAGGUGGCUUGAGCAGCCCAGGCUAACAAGCUGUUCACCUGGAUGGAAGUGUUAUUUGCUCUUAAUGAGUAGUUAGUUGUAAUAGUGCAUUAGAUCCAGGUAUUGCAAGGUUUUGCAUUUGGCUGGGGUAGACCCAAUGUCUGUUCUCUUCCGAGGGCUAGUACACAAACAGUGUGGCCACAGGUUUUCCACACCUGAACUACAUACAGCAACCCAGCAACUACAUACAGCUUUAAAGCUCCAGGCCCUCAAUUUAGCAUGCUCCCUGAGAUGUUCUAGACAGAGGGAAGCAUGCAUUUACAGGCUGUUUCUGUUUCAUUUCAUUUUUUUUAUUAUGCAUGUUUUAUUUGCACAAUAGGGUUACAAUGUACUGUACUAAAGAAAGCAAGACUUUCAGCAAUUCAUUUUUUUUAAAUAAAAUAUUUAUUGAAAUUUUACGAUAAACAUAGAUUUAAAGAAUUAAAAAAAAAAUUAAACCAGAAAUUACACAUAGAGAGAAAAAAAAACAAAAGCUAACAAGAAAAAUACCAAAAAAGAGACCUAAAAGGAGGAAAAAAAGGAAAAAAAGGAUGAUACAAAAUACAAAAAAAAUAGCUAAAAAAAUAGAGAAAAAAAAGAAAAAAUAUUUUAAAGAAGAAAAAGUCCAUUUUUCAAUGUCUUUAGGCUCAUUUACUUAUUUCCUUGACCUCCUCACACCUCCCCUUUUUGUAUUCCCGUUUACAAAAUCCUUUCAGCAAAUCCUUACCCUCUUUCAUUUAUCUUUACUCUGUAUCUUAACCUAUUAUAACUAUAUAUUUUCAUCCAUAUAACUAUCAAUAUUUACAUAUUCUUAUUAACCUUAUUACCAAAACCACUUAUUUUCAGUCCAACAUCAUUUUAACAUUCAUUAAUUUUACAGUAUUUCUGCAAAUAGUCUUUAAACUUCUUCCAAUCUUCUUCCACCGACUCUUCUCCCUGGUCUCGGAUUCUGCCAGUCAUUUCCGCCAAUUCCAUAUAGUCCAUCACCUUCAUCUGCCAUUCUUCCAGAGUGGGUAAAUCUUGUGUCUUCCAAUACUUUGCAAUAAGUAUUCUUGCUGCUGUUGUAGCAUACAUAAAAAAAGUUCUAUCCUUCUUUGGCACCAAUUGGCCGACUAUACCCAAGAGGAAGGCCUCUGGUUUCUUCAGGAAGGUAAAUUUAAAUACCUUUUUCAUUUCAUUAUAGAUCAUCUCCCAGAACGCCUUGAUCUUUGGGCACGUCCACCAAAGGUGAAAGAAUGUACCUUCAGUUUCUUUACAUUUCCAACAUUUAUUAUUGGGCAAAUGAUAGAUUUUUGCAAGCUUGACUGGUGUCAUGUACCACCUAUAAAUCAUUUUCAUAAUAUUCUCUUUUAGGGCAUUACAUGCCGUAAAUUUUAUACCUGUGGUGCACAACUGUUCCCAGUCAGCAAACAUGAUGUUAUGUCCAACGUCCUGUGCCCAUUUAAUCAUAGCAGAUUUAACCGUCUCGUCCUGAGUGUUCCAUUUUAACAGCAAGUCAUACAUUCUUGAAAGUAUCUUUGUUUUAGGAUCUAACAGUUCUGUUUCCAACUUUGAUUUUUCCACCUGGAAGCCAAUUUUUUUGUCUAAAUUAUAAGCCUCUCUUAUUUGAUAAUAGUGAAGCCAGUCUCGCACUUUAUCUUUUAGUUUCUCAAAACUCUGCAGUUUCAAUUUGUCUCCUUCCUGCUCCAAAAUUUCCCAAUAUUUCGGCCACUUGGCCUCCAUAUUGAGCUUUUUCAGGGAAGACUUUCAGCAAUUCAGCUUGUGUAUGCAUUUAUCAGUUUAAAAUGCUAGUCGUUCUUUUUCUUAAUUCAGAUUGAAGCUGGUUUGGAGGAAAUGAAUCAAAUAGCAGCAUUUCCCAAGAAAUGACAGUGUGUACACAGCUUCAGUCUAACCAGGCCCUUAUUUCUGGAUAGAGGCAAGGCAUGUAGAUAUGGCACAAGCAGGAAGCUUUCUGUUGUAUAAGCUAGCUUUACUAACAUAGUUUAAAAAGCAAAUCCUAACUACAGAACAGCACAAGCUGCAGAACAUAAUGUUAUCUGAGAUAUAUUUAUUUAUCCAUGUGCUGUUAAAAGACAACAACACCUCCUAAAAACACUUAACCAUAAGUUUCAGUUACUGAUGAAGCCACAAUUUUUCAGCAAUUGAAAACAUUCCCUCCAACUACUCUUAGGUCAUCGUUAACUAACUCUUUUUAGCAAUUGCACAGUAUUUCCCCCAGGGGGACUCAACUUCAACAGCAGAGCUAAAGAACUUGCCCACAGCACACAUUUAAUUUCAGAGGUUUUCAUCUAAUGCAGGAGUUUUAGGCACACCUCGGGUCUGUAGACAACUAUAAUGACCUUCCCUGGCACAGUUUAGCCUCUCCAGUAGGUUCUUUUAUCUCUUGAUCCAUUUUCUCCAACAUGUUUUGUUUACCUUGCCUUUUGUAUAUGAUUUCCUUUGCCAUGUAACUUCUCUGUUCCCAGGACUUUCCAUAUGGCUUAUCCCAGUGAUACGUAAGGACAGCCCCCACUCUCCCACCACAGAUGCAAGCCUUUUUUCUUCAUUUCUUUCUCGCUCUCAGUUCUUUGGUUUCUAUAUUCUGACCUGCUCCCCGCUUUCCAAGUGAUAAGAACAGGGCCAGUCCCAUUAUAAUGCAAAGUAGAUCUAGCCAAUUAGAGAAAGAGAAUGUGACAUACUCCUUGGUUCAUUUUAAGGUGUGUCUGUGUGUGUCUUCCCUGGUGAAAAUGUCAUUGCUGCCCCACAGAAUGAAGCUCAGAAAUCCAGGAUGAUAACGUAACUGCAUUUAUGAAUUUUCUAACUCCAGCUUGUUUGUUUGCUUUAAAUUUGUAUACCACCCAUAAGCACUGACUUAUGUGGAACACUGGGUGCCCAGGUACCUACAAUUUUUUAAUGAAGGCCUCCCCCCUCAAGGUUCCACUCCACGGAGUGAGCAUACCACAGGGCCUGUGCAUGUGACAUUGGCACGCCCCCGUUACGUGUGUGAGUGAUGUCAGCAUGCUGCGGGUCAUGCUGAUGUCUUGUGCUCUUGCUGCAGGGUGUGCCAACACUACAUAGGCACACUGUGAUGAUAUCAGCAUGCCCCAGGCACUCACUGUCGUGGGGCCAAAGUGGCGCGCCUGAUACCACCCUUCAUCCAAAGAUGUCAGAGCAGUUCACAGCAUAAAAUGCAUAUUUAAGACGUGAUUCUCCCCCUCCCUGAAACUUGUAAGAACGAAAGAGAAAACCUUCCCGAUGCAGAGGAAUCCAUCAUUAUUAUACCCAUACAGUGGUACCUCGGGUUACAGAUGCUUCAGGUUACAGACGCUUCAGGUUAGACUCUGCUAACCCAGAAAUAGUACCUCGGGUUAAGAACUUUGCUUCAGGAUGAGAACAGAAAUCGUGCUCCGCCGGCGCAGCAGUUGCAGGAGGCCCCAUUAGCUAAAGUGGUACCUCAGGUUAAAAACAGUUUCAGGUUAAGAACAGACCUCCAGAACAAAUUAAGUUCUUAACCUGAGGUACCACUGUAUUGCUGGGUGUGGGGAGGUUGAGAGGAUAUGGUUUGUAUCAGUCCUGCACCCAGUGUUGCUUUACCCACUUUACUGGAGGGACGGCGAAGUUAAGAGUGUUGUAUGACAACCCCGCUGUUGUUAUUCUGGUUUGUUGCUGCUGUUGUUAAAGGGAAAUGCAGGAUGGACUGUGAAAUUGGUUGUAGCAGCUGAGAAAUUAAUUAAAGGUACAGGGGUGAAGGGAGCUAGAGGGAAAAGUUUCAGUUGUGGGUGGAAGGGUGUUAUCUAGAUGCCAGACAUAGACAGAAGAUCUAGCCAUUUAGAGAGAGAGAUGGCCGUAGACAUGGUGCAUAAGUUUCUUAGAGGCCAGGCCUAUCCAGCUUCAAUGACUAUUUGUCACCAGAUCUAUCAGAAAUGGUAGACAUGUUCUUUGAUGUUAGUUCUGUAUGCAUGUAUACACCCCCCUCCACCUAAAAUAUUCCUGCAGACACCAGUGAACUGGAGUGUGUCACUUUCCCAGACCCUGAAGGAUAUUACAUACCCAGGCUAGAAAUAAAAAGCCAGGGAUUAAAUACAUUAACAUUACUUUGUUAAGUGCCUGAGACCCAUCAUGUGGGGAAACCAUAGCUACAGACUCUGUAACUGCAAUCAGGGCUCCAAACUAACACCACCCUUUUCAGCUCUGAGGAGAGCAACAACUUCCAGAUGGUUUUUUGCAUUUGAUUGUCACUCGCUACUCUCCCCCCCCCCCUUCUUUCCCCAAGCAAUGAGCCAUUGCAGCUGACACCCGUGUUUCUGUUCUGGCAUUUCUAUUUCUGUAGCAUCUCUGCAGUACAAAUUAAUAAUAUAACAAUGCUAUAAAUUGUUAGGCGACAGGUGUUAACUGAAUGCUAAGCAUUAGCACAGUUUAACUUGCAGUCAUUAUGAAGGAUUCUGGGAAAACAGUUCUGGACCUUAUCAACUCCAAACCUACAACAGCAAGUGUGCACUGAACUGUUAUCUCUCCCACCUGCAGUACCAUGCAAAAUCACAGUGAUAUCACUCCCAGUAUAUUUCAGCUUUAACUAUUCAGCCUCUAAAGUGCUUUGGGAAUUACUCUUGCCAAUGUAUCUUCUAAACCUAAUGCAGGGGUGAAUAGCAUUAGGACCUGGGCAGCCAUUCUUGGAGGCACGCUAUUCGGAACAGAUUUUGGUAAAAACAUGCAAGUUCUUACUCUAUCAUGUCAUCAGAGAUGUCAACAGAAUUUCCUGUAAACAGUAUACAGUAGUAUACAGUAGUAUAGGGAUUACGGUCCCUGCAUCCCAACCCCCAAUCUAUUGACAAGAACUGCUGCUUAGGCAGAUAGAUUAAUGUAACCUAGCCUAAUAUGGAGGGCCGUUGCAAAUGUAAAAUGGGGAGGGGAGGAAAACAUACACAAUCUUGUGCUCUUGGGUGUAGAAAAGCAAAAUGCAAAUAUAUGCUACACAACACAUAGUUAUCUGAAGAAGUGUGCAUACACACGAAAGCUUAUACCCAGAACAAACUUAGUUGGUCUCUAAGGUAUACGAAGAAGUGUGCAUGCACACAAAAGCUUAUACCGUGGUACCUCGGGUUACAGACGCUUCAGGUUACAGACUCUGCUAACCCAGAAAUAGUACCUCUGGUUAAGAACUUUGCUUCAGGAUGAGAACAGGAAUUGCACGGUGGUGGCAUGGUGGCAGCAGGAGGCCCCAUUAGCUAAAGUGGUACCUCAGGUUAAGAACAGUUUCAGGUUAAGAACAGACCUCCAGAAUGAACUAAGUUCUUAACCUGAGGUACCACUGUACCCAGAACAAAUUUAGUUGGUCUCUAAGGUGCUACUGGACAUUUUUUUAAAAAAAAUUAUUUUAACUGCAUCUGACCAACACGGCUACGUACCUGAAUCUAGAAGCACAUGGUUAAAUUAUGGAAUAAACACCCAUGGGAAGCAGUAUUGGGAUGUAGAUGGUCAUCAACUUAGAUGGAAAUAAAAAGAGGAUUAGAUAAAUUGAUGGAACAUAAAGCUACUAGCCACAGUGACCAGGGUAUGCUUUCAUUGUAUGCUUCUGAAUACUAGUUACUUGAAACCAUAGGAGGGGAGAGUGUUGCUGCAUUUAGGUCUUGUGUUUACCUUCCCACAGGCAUCUGGGUGGCCACUGUAAAAACAGGAUGCUGGACUAGAUGGGCCAUUGGCCUGAACUGGCAGGGCUCUUAUGUUCUUACAUCAUUGCAUUCACACACAUCACAUAAAUACUGCAACUAAAAUAAAAGUAGCCUCCUUGCUCUAACUGCAAUGUUUCACAAUCCAGAUAUUUACAGCAAGAUACCCAGGCAAACAAAAAGUUUGACAACCCUGAUAGCUAACAGACACAGAAAGCUGUAUACAUUAUUUAACAAUACAUUGCAUGGGGCAUUCCAACCUAAAUUUUAUUUUAUUACUUAUGUUUUAGCAGAUCAGGAAGCAGGAUCAAUUAAGUAUUAAACACACUGUGAUUAAUGUGACCUAUAUUCACCAUGAUUUCUAACGUUUCACCGGUUUUACGUUCUGUCUUCUAUUCUAGAAAGCCCUAAACUCCAUCAUGGGGAGAAUCAGCAAAGUAACCCAUCUGUUUAUUUUAUGGCUGUCAUCUGCAGCUGCAGGCAUGACAUCUCUUUUCUCCUGAGGAGGCCUUCCCAGGAAGUGGGUAUUAAUUGCCUGCCUGCCUGCCUGUCCCCACCUCUCUCUCAUUUAAAUGAUAAUCUACCUUGUUACUUGAAGAAGAUGCAGUUGCCUGGCUCAGAUUGCAUGAUAUUAUUCACGCCUUGAUUGGCUUUUCACAAGCCUGCCUCUGGAACACUGAACGGCCCAUAUCAUCAAGCAGGUGGUUGCCCUUUUGCCCAUGCCAACAAUUUCACAUUAGGAGAUUCUGAUUUCAGAUCUAAAUGGAGUUGAAGCUUUCUGAAGGAAGCCUGUGGAAUACUUCCUAGCUUCCUGAACUCCCUACUCCCUCAGAGAAUAUGUGCUUGGGUGAUUUUAGGCUCCAAAUACAGUCUGGGAAAAUGCACUUUGAAAAUCCUGUUGCUAUGCAAAUACCGUAUUUUUCUCUCUAUAAGACGCACAAGACCACAAGAUGCACCUAGUUUUUGGAGGAGGAAAACAAGAAAAAAAAUAUUCUGAAUCUCAGAAGCCAGAACAGCAAGAGGGAUCACUGCACUACAUUCGCUCCAUAAGACGCACACACAUUUCCCCUUACUUUUUACGAGGGAAAAAGUGAGUCUUAUAGAGCAAAAAAUACGGUAGUUCCUUUUGCCUUUUCGUACCACUUUAAGAUAAAGUGUGGUUUAUAAAUCAGUUUUAGAAUACCAUUUAUUCAUUCUAACAAUGCCUAAUGAUUUUGAUUUCCUAACCAACAAGCCUAUGUUUAUAUGUUGCAUAAUGUGUAUAUGGAUCUACAUUCUCUGUGCCAGGGAUUGGAAACCCCUUUUCAGCCCAAGGGCCACAUUACCUUCUGGGGGCCGCGUGCCAUUGCUGAGCAAGGCCAGAGGCAAACAUGGGUGGGGCAAUGAAUGGAAGUUUUACCCUUGGACAGUAGGCUAGUUUCUACACACACUCUCACACCCUUUAUCUCUGCUCCACCCAAGGAAGUAAAGAGUUAAAAGACACGUUCCAGCCUGGCAAAAACACUCAAGGAGGGUGGGAAGCAAGGCUAAUGGUGGGUAUGGCUUUGAGAGAGUCCCAAGGAUCAGACAGAGAGACUUGAAGGGCCACAUUCAGCCCGCCAGGCCUGAGGUCCACCACCCUUGCUCUAUGCUUAAAGGUAAAGGUAAAGGGACCCCUGACCAUUAAGUCCAGUCAUGACCGACUCUGGGGUUGCGGCGCUCAUCUGGCUUUAUUGGCCGAGGGAGCCGGCGUACAGCUUCCGGGUCAUGUGGCCAGCAUGACUAAGCCGCUUCUGGCGAACCAGAGCAGCACACGGAAACGCCGUUUACCUUCCCGCCACAGCGGUACCUAUUUAUCUACUUGCACUCUGACGUGCUUUCGAACUGUUAGGUUGGCAGGAGCUGGAACAGAGCAAUGGGAGCUCACCCUGCCGCGGCGAUUCGAACCGCCGACCUUCUGAUCGGCAAGCCCUAGGCUCUGUGGUUUAACCCACAGCGCCACCCACGUCCCUAUGUUCUAUGCUUACUCACAUUUAAAUGUUUUGUUGUUCUACCUUUAUAACUAAUGAUGAGCAAAUAGCUUUGAUUUACAUGAGAGAUGGAAGCAUCCCCAAAUACCUAGAAGACUAAAUUAAAGCCUGUGAGGUGACAAGUGAUAACUAUGACCGGUGCUUGUGUUUAAAUUUUAAGUGGGAAUUGUCUGUGGUUGCAACUCCCAAGAGACCGGAUAAAAUCCCAGUGCUUUUCACCCAUGGUUGUCAGGAACAGUUUAAGCAAUCUGCCCAAUGGUGAGAUGUGAAUCAUGCUGAACCAUGGUGCUUUUGCUCCACAGAGACCACCGAUCUAUCUAAGGCCUCCUUGCAAAUCCCUUCGGUGGUUGCGAUGGACAUGGACGCAGCCUCCUGCUUAUGCUGUAGCGAAUUUGUGGACCAGAACAAGAUGCCCAAGCUGAACGAGCAGCAGGACAGUCAGGAGCACCUGUUUGGCAAGUCUAUGAAGGAGCUCAAAAAACUGGGGAGGGAAGGGCGCUGGGCAGGAAGUCACGCUCUGAGGGCGCAGGCUUAUCAGCAUGUGAUCCAGCACAUACCGUGCAGGCUCAUGACCCCUGACGCUGAAGUCUACAGAGAUGUUGCCAGCAAGCUGUUUGAAGCCCCGAACGAGAGCUUUGACCCAUUACCUGAAUUCCUGGAAGGAAGCAUCAUGCCCGAAUACUGCCUCUCUGAAGAAGGGGUAACUGCAGUGAAAAGGAUACUCAUCUGCAUUUCCAGCCUAUACCCCGACAUCACCUACUGCCCCCUGCUUCCCGCUGUGACUGCCCUGAUGCUCCAUUACAGCCAAGGCGAGGGCCAGUGCUUUGAGGACACUUGCCGGCUCCUCUACUGCAAUGCUCCCCACACCACCUACAUUGACCACUCCUUCCUCACCCACGAGGCUUCGUGCAUGACCUUUGGGGACCUGGCCAACAAACACUGCCCAGCUGCCCACCGCCUGAUAGCGAGCUCAUCGGACAACAUCUUUGAGGUGUAUUCCGACUGGCUGGUCUGGCUUUUCGAUGGCCUCCCAUUCGAUUAUGUCAUCCGCAUUUUUGACGUGUACCUUCUGGAGGGACAGAAAGUCCUCUACCGGAUCGCGCUGGCCCUGCUCAAGCAGUUCCAGCUGUCCGUGGCUUCGCAAGGCUUGGAGGUGGUGGAUAUCAAAGGGAGCUUGUGGCGUUUCAUGCAGGGCAUUCGUGAGAACAUGACCACCGACAAGCUUCUGGAAAAGGCGUUCAGCAUCCGGCUUUUCUCCCGCAAAGAAAUCUGGCUCCUUCAAAUGGCUAACAGGAAGGCAUUAGUGGAGAAAGGAGUGACCGCAGUGCAGCACAGGUACAAAAGGCCAUGAGGUAUCAUCCAGUUAGAUCAGUCAGUAGAACAUGAGACUCUUAAUCUCAAGGUUGUGGGUUCAAAAGAUUCCUGCAUUGCAGGGGGUUGGACUAGAGGACCCUCAUGGUCCCUUCCAACUCUGCUUUAGAUAUUGCACAUUCUCUUUUGAGAAGCACUUCACCAAACACUACGGCUAAGUCAAUUACAGAGCACUACACAGUACAGCUACAGAUGACCAGAGACAUUCAAUCUCCAUAGGAUAAUCUCAUACAGAUUUUUUUCCUGCUAGCACUGUGGUCCCCACUUUAAACAGUCCUGACCUGCGACUAAAGAAUUCUGGGAGCUGUAGUUUGUUAAAGGUGCUGAAAGUUGAUAGCAGCCCCCUAUUCCCUUCCUAGAAUUACAAUUUGCAGAGUUCCCUGGGGAUUGAUUGUUAAACCACUCUGGAAAUAGUAGCUCUGGGAGAGGAACAGGACUCUCCCAACAACUCUCAGCACCUUUAACUAAUUACAGCUCACAUAAUCCUUUGGGGGGGGAAUCAUGACUGAUAGUGCUGCAAAUGUAUGGUGUGAUUGUGGCCUCAGUGUGGAAGCACAAAAAGGACCAGGAUUGUCCCAAGUGACAAAGGGGUUUAGGAAGCACAAAGGCACAUGGCAUUGGUAAAUUGAUAUUUCUGAAUCAGCUGCUUUAGAAUUAAUCUAUAUCACAUUGCCAAUUAUUGCAUUCGUUCUCUCCAACGGUAGGAAAAAGUAAUUGCCUUGACUAAUUUUGGAUCUCAUUCUUUGGAACUGACACAACAGUCUGUUAUGUCUACUACCAUUGGACAUAACAUAUGAAGAGCUGGCUGUGUGUUUGGUUAGCAGUAUCUUUGGAAGAAAAAUCUUUGUCCUCAGGAUUGGGAUCUAUGGAGCUAUUUACAGUACAGGAUUAAUUAUUUUCCCCUUCUCUCCUCUGCUGUACAGGCAACCAUUUCACCUCACAGUGAAUGCCCACAAUUUCUCUUCCACCAUUGUUACUGCUCAGGAAAUGCGUGUUGUCUGGUCCUGGAUCCCUGAACGAUUUUCUUUGUUCUCACCUGUCCGCAUAUUCUCAACUUCAGAAAAUGGAUACAGCUUGCAGAGGUAAGUUUGCACAGUGAGUUUCAAACCAUCAGAAUUCUCAACAGGAUAAAGAAAAUGAACAGAAAGGUUAAAACAUUUGGGGCUUUUUAGUUUAGUUAUAAGGCAAGUAAUGGGAGACAUGAUGUGGUUUUAUAAAAUUAUGCAUGGUGAGAAGAAAAGCUUUUUUUCAUCUCUCAUAAUACUAGAACCUGGGGCCAUCCAGUGAAGCUGAAUGUGGGAAGUUUCAAGAAGCAUAAAAGGAAAUACUUCUUCACAUAGUACAUAGCUAAACCAGUGGAGAGAGAUUUUUCUCCCUCUUCCAUAGAAGACUUGGGACUAUCCAGUGAAGACUCAGGGCAAUCCUUUGCACAGUGCAUAGCUAACCUAUGGAAUGACCACUAAUUUGGAUGGCUUUAGAAGGAAAAGAGAAAAAAUUCAUGGAUAUGGGUAUCAAUGGUUACAAGCCACAACAGGGCUAGUUCAUUCAGUGAGGCUUGGGGAAUAAUUCAAGGUUGUGGAGGAAAUGAGGUAAUAUCCUGUGAAGUGUGUUAGUUUGCCUUGGAAUGGUGCGUUGCUUUUGGGUUUAUUAUGUAUUUUGUGUUCUCACUUUGUAUUUUUAUGUUGUGAACCACCCUGUGACCUUCAGAUAAACGGAGCAGUGCCAGAUUUAUGUAUAAGCUAAACAAGCUAUAGCUUAGGGCCCCACUCUCUUGGGGGCCCCCAAAAAUGUAAAGGGAAAAAAACCUGGAUGUACAUUUCCAAAAUAUAAGAUAAAAAACAAAUAAAAUAAAACCUACAUACAGCAACAGUGUUUUGUGUUGUGUAGGCUCCUAUGAUGUGUAAGUAAUGGGCCCCGCCUGCUAGCCUGCUCCCUAAAAUAUUCAACACAAAAAAACAGUGGCAAUUUGUUGUUGACAAAGGACAGUUGGACAUAUAAAGGGCCCCAUUACCUUCAGUAGCUUAAAAGGUAAAGGAAUCCCUGACUGUUAGGUCCAGUCGCAGACGACUCUGAGGUUGUGGCGCGGUGCUCAUCUCGCUUUACUGGCCGAGGGAGCCGGCGUACAGCUUCCAGGUCAUGUGGCCAGCAUGACUAAGCCGCUUCUGGUGAACCAGAGCAGCGCACGGAAACGCCAUUUACCUUCCCGCCAGAGCGGUACCUAUUUAUCUGCUUGCACUUUGACGUGGUUUCGAACUGCUAGGUUGGCAGGAGCAGGGACCGAGCAAUCUCAUCCCGUCACGGGGAUUCAAACCACCGACCUUCUGAUCGGCAAGCCCUAGACUCUGUGGUUCAACCCACAGUGCCACCUGCAUCCCUUCAGUAGCUUAGGGUCUCAUCAAACCUAAAUCUGGCCCUGGAAAGAAGGCACACAAAUUUAAUAAAUAACAACAACAACAAGAAGUUAUCUGUUGGAGGCAGUAUGCCUCUGAAUGCCAGUUUCUGGGAAUCACAAGUGUGAAGACUGCUGUUGCACUCAGCUUUUGCUUGUGAGCUUCCCAGAAGCAACUAGUUGGCUGCUGUGAGAACAGGAUGCUGGACUGUUGCUUAUUAUUCAGGGCAUUUAUCUAGGCUUAAGAAUUAAUGUGAGAAUGUGCCCCAAUGAAUUUUUUUUUAUUUUUUUUGCACAGAAAUUGCCAUAGGGAUAAUGUUUGUUUAAAACAUUUCUUCAGCCAAAAGGGCUCCCAAGGUAGCUGACAUGAGAUCGAUAAUAGUGUGUGCUCUCAGACUAGCAUGAUACAACAUGAUAAAAAGGGAAUAAGAAAACUCCAGGAGCAGUUUUUAAAGUUUGUAUAAGGAUCAGUUGGGGUGGAAACAGUUGAAGAAGAGAAGGAGCAAAAUGGAGCUGAUCUCUCUGGAGUGGCCCUGCUUCCCUUCUCUUCCUCUGCUGCAGGCUGAUGGAAAGGAAGUGUUCCUAUGCUUCUGACCAAUAACAUUUACCGUAUUUUUUGCUCUAUAAGACGCACCAGACUACAAGACGCACCUAGUUUUUGGAGGAGGAAAAGAAGAAAAAAAAUAUUUUGAAUCUCAGAAGCCAGAACAGCAUGAGGGAUCGCUAUGCAAUGAAAGCAGCAAUCCCUUUUGCUGUUCUGGCUUCAGGGAUAGCUGUGCAGCCUGCAUUCGCUCCAUAAGACACAACACACAAAUAAGCGAGGGGAAAGAGUGCUUAAAUUUGUUCCAUGGAUCAUUUGGAGGCUGCUGCCCCCCCCCCCCCCCCCCGCUGUUUUGAAAAUGUGCAUGCAGAAGUGGCUAUAGGGAUGCAGCCUGCUAAUGUCAGAAGGGUUAACCAUGAAUUUGUGAUGACUACCUUGGAAAGUUCCCAGGACUCACUUUGCAGGCCAUGCAUCUCAUACUAGCACCUGGCCAUUCUGUCAUUACAAAGAGAUAGGCCUAGAGCUAUUUUCUAUUGACAUUUCCAAAAUAAAAGAACGUAAAUAUUGAAGUCUGGCCAGGUACACUGGGACACAUGUAACAACAGCAAAUCUCGUUAGAAAACAGCCCAGAUGGUCUGCUUGGUAGAAGUGUGAAAGUGCCCCCUGCCCUCUCAGAAGAUAUCUGAUCAGUGUCACAGUCCUGGGGCAAAUAAUAGUUAAGACACACCCAUAUCCAAAGAAAUAUACUUUCACAAUCACAAUUAAGCUGCCUGAUUUCAGACCUAGGAAUCGUAUGUCAAGAUCCUGCAUGUACCCCUGAGAUUAUGUUGUGCUUAAAAUUUUAUCUGAGCAAUUACCUGCACCACCGAGCAAAAAUUCUGGCUUCAAACUCCACAUAGCAUGCCAGCCUUGCCUGUUAUUACACAUCCCUAAACAAUACUGAAAAUGAGCGGAGGAGUGUUUUUGCCACCUCUCCUUUAUGAGUUUGCAAAGGCUGCCUGUUUAACACAGCAGUGGUAAGCACAAGGAGAUUGAUGACUGUCACUACGUACUGCUAUUCCUCCAGGUAUUUAAACUAGUAACGUCCAGACCUAUCAAAAGAGAUGCACAGACAGAUUUCUCUGUGAUGCAUGAAAACACCAAAGGGGUGAAGUUACGUCCAACUUCUGCAGAGACCUUGCAGUAUCAGUGUUGCAACUCAGAGCCAUCCCAUCUCCUCCCUGCGUUACUUCUUCUUGCACCAGCAGGGGACUUAAUCCAGAAAAUCCUCCCCCAAACCCAGGCAGGAGGACGCAAAGCAUCAUGGGGUCCAGCCCAAGAAGAAACAGAAGAGCAUAGAGUGCAACAGGCAGUUUGGGUGGAUUACAUGAGCCUUUGGCCUGAUCCAGCAGGACUCUUGUUCUUAAUGUGGAAAGCAUGCAGUGGAUCUGGAUGAAUAUGCAGGAAGCCAGUUUAGCUUUCACCUUGAUGCUUUCAUUGCCCCAGGCUUCCUAGUAAUGCACUAAAGUAGAAUGUACUGUGCUGACAGGUCACAGUCCAUUCGACUUCCACCUCAGUGCUAUAAUGGGAUUGCUUUCCUUGACAUUAGCUCAUCCUUCUUCCAUCUUUGUUUCUUGCAGGUUUUAUUCCUGCUGUGAAGGCUACGAACCAACGGUACUGCUGUUAAAAACCACACUGGGGGAAGUAAGUAUCUUCUGAGCAUCCGAGAGACCUGCGGGUCGGGCCUUUCUUCUAUGGGUCUAGGCUGAAAACGCAAAUAACAAAUGUCAGAAACCAUCGGCAGAGUACUCUGUACAUGCUGCCUGGACUAGCAACAAGUUCCAAAGUUCUCUGCUGAAGGAUGCUCGCUGAAUAGUGAACACAAGCAUUUGUUCGUUCAUAUCUGUAACUCACUCUAAUGCUUGCCAAAUCGGGAAGAGUGGGGAUGGUGGAGGCAAAUUGAGAUCUGGGUCAGAAUGGUUAGUAAGGCUAUAAAGAGCAUCUGUUUUGAGACACGGGACAGUACAGGUUUCCUUACCCCCAGGUGAAAGGGAUGCUUCCAAACAGUACUGUUCUUUCAGAAUUGAUAGAAGGCACUAUUACGUUUCUUGGGUCACUCUUAAAGACAGCAAUACUGGGCAGGCAAAGCUAUUUUGUCGUAACAAAUGAAUGAGUGUAUUUAUUCGUAACCGUACUACUUUGGAUGUCAGUUACAUGCCAGUUGCAUAUCUGUUUCACUCCUGAGAAAGGAAAAAGAACCACAACUGAGUUCUGUUCCACGAAGUUUUCAUACUCGAUAGGGAGCUGGAGCCAAGGACAACGCGUUGCUUUCCACUCACAAUCUUAAGUGUACACUUCAAAAUGUAACACAUGAAAUGGUCCAGGCUUUCCUUUAACUAGAUUAAAGUGACAUUGACACAUUGUGGGUGGUGCUUAUCUUCAUGGCUGGGUACCUGAAGGAACACUUGCUUCCACCUCAACCUGCUCAGGCCCCCCUCUCUGUCUAGGUCAGCCUUUCUCAACCUGUGGGUCCCCAGAUGUUGUUGAACUACAACUCCUAUCACCCCUAGCUAGCAAGGCCAGAGCUCAGGGAUGAUAGGAGUUGUAGUCCAACAACAUCUGGGGACCCACAGGUUGAGAACCACUGGUCUAGGUGAUCAGAGGUGAGUGAGGAGAGGCCUUUUCUGUUCUGGUGCUUUGCCUCUACAAUCUUCUCUCCAAGAAGGCUCAGCCUUCAGGACUUUUCUGGGGAAUUUUAUGGUGCUCUUUAAAGUUUUUAACUUUUUAAUGUUCUGGUUUCAUGCUGUUUAGCUUAAAACUUUUUAAAAGAAGGCUUGAAUUAUAGCGUGUAAUUCAUGUUUCUUUGAUUUGUUAGACACCCCAGAUCUGCAUGUCAUUGAAGGGAAGACAAAUUUUAAAAUUUAGUUUAAUUAACAGCGAGAGAUCACAAAUUACAAACCUUAAGCUCUCUGUCAAUCCAAAGUCCCUAUCCUAAUAUUUGCUCCAGUUUUAUCUCCUUAUUAUGCUGUCAUAAAAUGGCUAAAAGACUGUGAUAGUAUCUCAUUUUGUGACACUACUCUAUUUGGUACAUAGCCAUAUCCAAUUAUGGCUGUGCUGCUCCAAUUAAAGCGUUCGAAGGGAGUGACCCUAUCAAUCUUCUGUGAUAAAAUAUAGAUAUUUGGCUCCUCAGCUUUUUCUGAGAUCCUCUAGGAAUGACAAAUGACAGAAUUCAUUGCUUCUUGCCUCUUCCUUCCAUACAGGUGUGUGGAGCAUUUCUGUCCUCCGACUGGAGCGAAAGGAAAAAAAGUGGGGGGGCAUCAAGUUUCUUUGGCACAGGAGAAUGCUUUGUUUUCACAGUGAGUCUAAAAUUUAUUCCCGCAAUGGAGAUUGGGUUGAUUUUACAAUUUUUAAAGUCCUUUUAUUCAUUGGCCUUCAACUGGUAGGUCACAGCCUGACCAAUACUGGAUCACAGUCCGAACUAAAGUGGGUCCCACCAGCAGCACCAACACCAUAUAAAUAAGCAGUAAAAAUUAAAUGUGGGCCUCAAAAUGCAUUUUCAGGCUUAAGUUGAAGCCCACUCUGCCUAUCCCAAAAUGUAGCUGUGAGUCUCAACACCCCUACUAGGUAAGGCGGCCAGCCGGCUGUAGAAGAGUUGCAAUUUCCUCUUCUGCGCCACCUUGUUCUGAAAGUGCAGCAUGGCAUGUGAACACAGUGAGCUUCCUGCAUGUACAGAAGUUGCCAGAGCAGCUUCACCAAGUAGUGAACCAACCAAUUCACUACUAGGAGUCUGGGUGUUGCAGCCAACUACAACCACUGCUUAAUAACUGUGACAUACUCUCCUUCAUUGGCAGAAUUUAAGCAGAGGCUGGAUGGCUAUCUAUGUCCUGGCUUCCCUUCUCAGACACAGUACAUGGACACUGGGCUUCAUUGCUACCAAAGGCUUCAUUCCACAGUUCACUGCAUGGCCUAAACAUAAAUCAGGGUGCAGGUUACACAGUUCAUAAGCAGAGUUCUAAGUUCAUGGCCAGGUGGUCUCAACCCCUGUCAUGCCUCCUUGGCUUUCUGUUUGAAGAAUAGGGCAGGCACAGCCAUUUGUGUGGAUCCAAGUAACACAACUGGGCAAGCAAGUAGGCACUCCUGUGUGCAGGCUGUGUCUGCUCACAGUAGCAUUCAUGUUGGUGUGUACUUGGGAGAUGGAGUCUGGUUCACUGCCUGGCCAAAAUUCAGGCACCUCCCUGGUUUCUGGGGAAUUGUCAUUAGCUGGAAGUGGGUUGGGGGCUGAGUCGGGCAGCUCCCCCUCUUCAGUUCAGAUAUCUGCCACUUUCAUGGUAGGAAUGUCUCCAAAAUAAUGACUCCGUCCUGUCCCCACCAGGUCCUGCUUGGCAUCUCCUAGACCACUUGGCCCCUUCCCAGGACCCAGCUCAACCAUCAUAUCUCAACACUCCUCCAACCAGCCCUGCCAAGAAAUCUCCUCAGGGCUCAUAACAACCUGAAGUUGCAACAUUCCACUUGCGUUAAUCUGGGGGUUGGUCUACUUCAGGGUUUCCCAAACUUGCUUCGUCAGCUAUUUUUGGACUACAACUCCUAUCUUCCCCAGCUAGCAGGACCAGUGGUCAGGGAUGACUGGGACUGUAGUCCAAAAUCAGCUGGAGACCCAAGUUUGGAAAACCCUGGUCUAGAUUAUCUUGAAGGUUCCCUCCAAGCCUGAAAUUCUAUGUGCACUAUGUUCAUAUUGAGUUUACCAGGAGCUCAGUUGGAACCAGUUCCCUCAAGGAGUCAUGCCCUGGGGCAGAGCUUUCCAAACUCUGUGUCGUGACACUUUAGUGUGUUGCCUCCAGUGUGUAGGUGUGCCGCAUGAAAACUCCCUGGGCACCUCCCAGGGCUGGAAAGGGGUUAGUUUGACCUCCAGUUUGCUAGUAAAACUAAAUUACUGUAUCAUGAAAUGAUACAUGUCAUAAAAGUGUGUCACCAACAGGAAAGGUUUGGAAAGCUCUGUCCUAGGGGAAGGGCCACAGCUCAGAGUAUCACAUCUGCUUAGCAUGCAAAUAGUGCCAAGUUCAAUCUCUGGCACCUCCAGGACUAGGAGAGACCGCUGCCUGAAACCCUGGGGAGCUCUUGCCAGUCAGAUGGGCUCAGGCAGCUUUCCUAUGUUCCCUCCUGUUCCUGUGCUGCCCUAGCAGAGCAACCGCAAUGGAAAAAUAUACUUGAUUUAUGUCCUUUUGCUUUGAAAGGUUCACCCAGAAAUGGAGCGAUACGAGUGGGUGUUCAUCAAGAAGCCGGAACAAGCUAAAGCUCUGCCUCGAUCCCCACGCCCGCGCUCUCCGUCUCCCUUCUCUUCCGAGGGUCACUCAACAACCAGCUCAAACCACCUCACUGUGCCAGUGCUGGACAUGAUUAAAUACCGCCUCUCUCCAUUCCUGGCAAUUCGACACUUCAAGCUGCCUUCCAAAACAGCCUCCAUGUUCAUGUCCGGAACUCAGAAAGAGAUCAUCAUAGGUAGCUAUGCUUCUACUAUGACACUAUAGCUGUCACAGAGACCGUAGUGCCACAGACAUUUCUGGUGCCCAGGACUGGCCCUAUCGUUAGAGUGGGGAAGCUGCCUCAAGCGGCAGUUGCUGGCAGGGAAGGGAGGCAGCAGUGGCAUGGUGUUGUUGGGGUAGAACUGAAUGUGCCAUGUGACCUGUCCUGCACAAACACCUAAACAUUGACCAUGCUGGUUGGGUCUGAUGGGAGUUGCAGUUUAGCAACAGAUCCCGCAUCCCUGCUGUUAGGGGUAAAGGAUAAACCAAAACAUUUCAUAGAGGAACUGAGUGAUGAGAAGCCUUGCACUGGUAUCAGGUACAGCUCUAUGUAAGGCAGCACAAAUAAUAUCAACUUGACAGCCUACCAGUGAUGGUUCAAUGAGGCCUGACUGCUUGCAUGCAGCAUGCAGCAAUAUACACCUACGGUCUACACUGUUUGCAUGCAGAAUAAGGCAUUAAUCUAAACUGAGAGACCUUUGUGCUCAUAUAUAAUGCAGGGGUGCUGUGCUAUACGUGAGCAACCUAGCAGCACACGCAGCUUGAGAAAACUAUGGCUACUGAUGACAGCCACUAGGAGGCUACAUGAUCACAUUAGCACAGAAAAUAUUCCCAAGUACUUUGGCGUAAGAUAGGCAUAUGCCUUUCCAGUUUAAAAGCUUAUUUUGGAGCUCCUUGCAAACCGUGUUGAAAUUUAGGUCAGGUUUAGUCUCUGGAAAUGCAAGAUUAAUCCCUUCGCUGUCUUUCACCAGUUCAAUUAUUUAGAUGAAGCCAUUUGAAUGGUUGUUACUAUGUUUCAGCAGGUGGUUUGUUCACAGAGUAACUCUAUAAUGAAAAGGAACUAGUUUUGCAAAAUACAAAAUUUGGGGCCGAUAUACCGUACACACAUUUCUUUUCUGUGCCCCUGCAUAUGCUGCUGUCCUCCAAUCAGAGUGUUUCAGAUUUAACUUCACAGCAAUGAAAUCUGCUACUGAUCAUACAACAGAGGACAGCAUUUCAGUUUGCUUUUCAUAGCCAGCAACAGCCCAUAACAAAUCUCUGUUCGUUUCCCCCCAGGUGGUGGAGGAGGCCAAGCUCUGUUUAUUGACGCUGAUCUGCAUCAUGGGAGAACGGAGCACUGCGAAACAUUUGACAACCCUCCUCUCUGCCAAGAAAACUUCCAGGUGCAGCUUCUAGAAGUCUGGGGCUUUCAAAACUCCUGA
Molecule: messenger RNA, 18897 nt
Organism: Podarcis lilfordi (Lilford's wall lizard)
Lineage: Eukaryota; Metazoa; Chordata; Lepidosauria; Squamata; Lacertidae
Source: the annotation of a GenBank genome assembly